Messenger RNA from Dovyalis caffra, 234 nucleotides. The record is from the annotation of a GenBank genome assembly. NCBI's taxonomy places the organism in Eukaryota, Viridiplantae, Streptophyta, Magnoliopsida, Malpighiales, Salicaceae.
AUGGAUAGGUCUGAAUUUGAGAUUGGUAUUGUGCGAGCCAUAUUCGUGCAGGACAAGUAUAAGAGUGAGGUCAUGGCUUUGCUUGUAAGAUUGAACAGCUACUACAAAGUGACAAGUGGACCAAAGGAAAAGUUCUUUUGUCCGUAUCAGAACUUUAGAUGCAUUAGGUGUCCUACACUCAUAGAAAUUUCUUUUAGGAAGUUCUUCUUGACCGUUAUUGAUCCUGUUUCUUGA